This is a messenger RNA of Arachis stenosperma, 1179 nucleotides long. RefSeq lists its product as uncharacterized. The coding region runs from base 1 to 1179 and encodes 392 amino acids. The transcript has a single exon. Lineage: Eukaryota; Viridiplantae; Streptophyta; Magnoliopsida; Fabales; Fabaceae. The record is from RefSeq and is a predicted model, not a curated record.
AUGGCUGAUGCACCUCCUCCCACUCCGACCGAGCUCCUCCGGAUGGUGACGGAGCUCCAGGAGGCAAACCAACGUAUGGCUGCAGCAAACCAGCAUAUGGCGGAGGAGAAUCAGAGAAUGCAACAGCAGAUUCAGCAACUAAUUAAUGCUCGUCUUGAACACAAUGAUGAUCGUCAGGAGCGACAUGGACACGUUGAACGCCAAUCCGAACCGACCCAUAUCUCGGAGACACCCCAGGACGACAAUACCAACCCCCGAAAUGAGGAACCUCAGCCAGAAGAUGAGGAUCAAGAACCUGACAACUCUGCUGGACCAUUUACGGCGGAGAUUAUGAAUUUUCAAUUGCCCAGACAAUUCACAUUGCCGACAACUUUAGUCCCCUACGACGGUUUAGGGGACCCCAAACAGCACAUAAAGAAAUUCCGAUCUAUAAUGAUUGUUAACGGUGCAUCCGAUCCGAUUUUAUGUCGUUGUUUUCCUUCUUUUUUGGAUGGCCCUGCACUUGACUGGUUUUGCUCUUUGCCUGUAGAUUCCAUCUCACGAUUCCAGGAGCUGGCAAAGCAAUUCGAAGAUCAUUUUGCGGCAUCAGCUAUAUACUUACAUGAUUCUGAUUAUCUAACCACUAUCAAGCAGGGCCAACAAGAAAGUCUGAAGGACUACAUUACUCGUUUUACAAAGGUAGCUAUGAAAAUCCCUGAUCUUCACCCAGAAGUCCAUUUGCAUGCCAUCAAAAGCGGCCUCCGCCCCGGAAAGUUUCAGGAAACCAUUGCCGUAGCUAAACCCAAGACUCUGGCCGAGUUUAGGGAAAAAGCCAAAGGACAGAUAGAUAUUGAGGAACUCCGUCAGGCCCGGAAGGCAGAGAAGUCAGCAACUACGAAGGACGAAGAUAAACCCCGGGAGACCAAAAGGAAUUUCCGACCAAUGCCCCGUUACGAGUCAUAUACCCAGUUCAACACCAAGCGAGACGACAUCAUCAAAGAAAUAUUAAAUUCCAAGCUAAUUAAGCCACCUCGCAAAGCCGGUAGUUACCCUGAGCCGAAGAAUAUUGAUAAGUCUAAGUAUUGCACAUUUCAUAAAAAAUAUGGUCACACGACCGAUGAGUGUGUAAUCGCAAAGGAUCUACUAGAACGCCUAGCAAGACAGGGCCACCUUGACAAAUUUAUCUCAGGUCACAUUUAA